AGCGGGCCAAACCGCGGACCCGCCGCGAAGGCGUCCGGAUUCUGCUGGAAUCUUCCAGGCGUGCCGCGCGCCCUCCCCGAUUUUAUAACAGCGGGAGUCCCGUCGAGGUCACCGCCGUGGAUUGCAAGGUCUCCGUUCGCCGCCCGCCGCCCGCUGGUCGGCCUCCGCUCGCCGCUCCCCCCCGCCCAGGUUUCAACCCUGAGCAAGCGCAAGAUGGCUGCCAAUGUUGGGGAAUCGGCGGCAGUCGGUGGCAGCAGCAGCAGCGAUGCAGCCGGAGGGAGCUUCGAGUGCAAUAUCUGCUUUGAGUUGCCACAAGAGCCAAUAGUAACUCUCUGCGGCCACCUAUUCUGCUGGCCGUGCCUCUACAGAUGGCUGCACAUGCACGCGAACACGCCAGAGUGCCCUGUGUGCAAGGCCAUUGUUGAAGAAGACAAGCUUGUCCCCCUUUAUGGCCGUGGCAAGGACCGCGUCGACCCAAGGUCAAAGAACACGCCUGGCGCCGACAUUCCUCAGCGCCCAGCUGGCCAGAGGCCCGCGACAGCCCCACAGGCUGAUCCAAACAACAAUUUCGGCAACGCCCAUGCAAACCCAUGGUUCAUGGGCGUGGGUGGCGCAGGGGCGGGGGCGGGUGUCCCGCUGGCGAAUGCACGGUGGGGCAACUAUGCGUUCUCGGCCGCAUUCGGGGGCCUGUUCCCCAUGCUCAGCUUCCAAAUGCAUGGGUUUCCAGAUCCAGCCGCAUAUGCCCAGCCGGCUGGGUUUCACUAUGGGUUUGGCCAUGGCCAUGGGUUCCAUGGCGGGCAUAUGGGGCCUGCCCACGGCGUCCCCCGUCAAGGGCCGCUAGGGCAGCAGCAGCAGCAGGCGGAUGUCUACCUGAAGGCCCUUCUUAUCAUGGUCGGGGUUCUCGUGAUUGCAAGCCUCCUCGCGGCGUAAAUCUGUUGCUGCUAAUGCUAUCAUCAAAUUGCGGUGGUGUUUGGUAGAGGUUCUGUUCCGUUUGAAUUUCAGUUUGUAUGUAUGGAGUGUCCAUGGAGUUCCUGUGUCUAUCUAGAUUUGGAUGAUCUAGAUUUUGACUCCUUUGAUUUGAUAAAACGGUGUGUACAAUUGUUGGGGGGAUCAUCUCCUCGUUCCUGUAACCUGUAUCAAUCUAGAUUGGACAGUGUAGAUCUCAGUACAUUAUUACAUGUAAUAAUUCUCAUGUUUGCACAAAGUGAAAAUUCGUAUACCUUUUGACAGCAA
Molecule: messenger RNA, 1233 nt
Organism: Hordeum vulgare subsp. vulgare (domesticated barley)
Lineage: Eukaryota; Viridiplantae; Streptophyta; Magnoliopsida; Poales; Poaceae
Product: E3 ubiquitin-protein ligase RNF5-like
Exons: 2
Coding region: 214-930 (238 amino acids)
Biological process (GO): ubiquitin-dependent protein catabolic process
Cellular component (GO): endoplasmic reticulum
Molecular function (GO): ubiquitin-like protein conjugating enzyme binding; ubiquitin protein ligase activity
Source: RefSeq, a predicted model, not a curated record